Molecule: messenger RNA, 6206 nt
Organism: Linepithema humile (Argentine ant)
Lineage: Eukaryota; Metazoa; Arthropoda; Insecta; Hymenoptera; Formicidae
Source: RefSeq, a predicted model, not a curated record
UAUCGUUCUCAAAAGUGCCAUCCGUUGUGAGAAGUGCCAUCCGUGCGACUUAUGUCGGCUGCGGAAAAUUCGACCGUAUAAAAUUGAUAGGUUGUUGCGCGCAAAGUGUGCGAAUUUCUUUUUUCAUCUUAUUUCCGUUUUUGGGAAUCCGAAACAAUCAAGCUGAGAUUUUAUACGUAUUUUUAUAUGAAUCGAAAGAAAAAAAGAUUCUUGUCGCAAAAAUAAAUUUUGUUUCGUAGUGCGACAGUGCGGGGAAGAAGAGAAAGUAAGCCUGUUACGAAGUGAGAUACAUGCUGCUUUAUCGAGUUUCGCGAGACUCUAUGCGCCAAGUGUUGUGAAUGAUGUGAUUACGCAUUAGCAGAACUUUGGAAAAAAAGCGUAACAAAUUUUUAUUUAGGAAAAAAUUUACUUGAAAAUUCUAUCGCAAAAAUCGUUAGAAAUGACCUCAGAUAGAAUGGCAAAGAAUCAGCAUCAGAAUGGUGUAAUACCUGGAGGUGGCACGAUGACCGGACCGGACGAUUUUUCGGAUGGUGAAAGCACUCCUCUGACUCAAGACUAUGUCGGAAGUCAACGCACGAUCGUCGAGACGAAGGGAUGGGACGUAUUCCGGAAUCCGCCGCCGAAGACCGACUCAGGGUCUAUGGCGAAUCAAAAGUGUUUGGAAGGUAUGGUGAAGGUGACCAAGGUUUUCGUCUACCUGCUAGUUUUCGUUAUAGUGCUGGGAAGUGGCGUAGUCGCCAAGGGAACUAUUCUCUUCAUGACAUCGCAGCUUCGUCAGAACAAACAGAUGCUCUACUGCAACCGACAACUAGAUCGAGAAAAUCAGUAUAUAGUGACGCUACCCGAAGAGGAAAGAAUUGCCUGGAUAUGGUGCAUAAUAAUCGCGUUUGCAGUACCAGAGUUCGGUACGCUGGUACGCAGCAUCCGUAUGUGCAUCUUCAAGUCAUGGAAGAAGCCGCAAUUAGGGCACUUUGUCCUGGUUUUCAUCAUGGAGACGUUUCACGUCAUAGGCCUUGCUCUGAUGUUUCUGGCGGUACUGCCUGAUCUGGACGUCGUCAAAGGGGCGAUGUUGACCAACUGCGUGUGCUUCGUUCCCGGAUUACUGGGUCUACUUUCUCGUAACAAAAGCAAAGGUGAGUCAAAGAGGUUCGUCCUCGUUCUCGUCGACAUCGCCGCUCUGGCCGCACAGGCAACCAGUUUUGUUCUUUGGCCUCUGCUGGACUAUUCGAAGCGAUCCUUAUGGCUAAUUCCUGUCGCACUAAUUCUCGUGUCCUGUGGCUGGUGGGAAAAUUAUGUCUCCACGCAAAACCGGAUCGGUUUGAUCAGAUCGCUCGGCAGAGUGAAGAAGGAGAUGAGACUGACGCGAUACUUUACUUACAUGCUUGUGUCCGUCUGGAAGAUCGUGGCAUUCUUUAUCAGCUCGUUACUGAUACUAUACAUAAAAGGGGAGAAAAUCGGACAUCUUUUUACCAUGUUGGGCAGCGCAUUCAGCGAACACAAAAUCACGGUCACAUCCAUUAAAUCAAUCACCGCCAACAGCCUACCCGAUCUCUCGGAGAUCAUCACGGGUGACAUCACCGAGACUUUCAACUCCGACCCUAACACGGCCAUCUAUGUCCUUCUGCUGCAAAUUUUCGGCGCAUACUUGGCCUAUAUUUUCGGCAAAUUUGCGUGCAAGAUCUUGAUUCAAGGCUUCAGCUACGCGUUCCCGGUGAAUCUUACGAUACCGGUGUCGAUCUCGUUGCUGAUUGCCGCCUGCGGUCUCCGCUACAGCGAUCCGUGCUUCUUCCACGGCACCAUUCCGGAUUAUCUGUUUUACGAAUCGCCACCACAGUACUUCCUCAAUGACUUUGUGUCAAAGCAGUACGCCUGGGUAUGGUUGCUCUGGCUGUUGUCGCAGACCUGGAUCACCUUGCAUAUCUGGACACCCAAAUGCGAGCGUCUCGCGGCCACGGAGAAACUCUUCGUGGUACCGAUGUAUGACUCUCUGUUGAUUGAUCAAUCGAUGGGACUGAAUAGGAGAAGAGACGAUCAACCGGAAGUCAAGGUCGAAGAUUUGGCGGAGAUAGAGAAAGAGAAAGGCGACGGCGACUACGAAACGAUUUACGAGCAGACGGACGGCUCGACUACACCUCCGUCCACGGUGAAGAGUAGCGAUCAUGUAACCAGGAUCUAUGCUUGCGCUACUAUGUGGCACGAGAACAAGGAGGAAAUGAUGGAAUUCUUGAAGAGUAUCCUGCGGCUGGACGAGGAUCAGUGCGCGCGACGCGUUGCCCAGAAGUAUCUCAAAGUCGUCGAUCCUGAUUAUUACGAAUUCGAAACUCACAUAUUUUUCGACGACGCGUUCGAAUUGUGUGACCACGAUGAGAACGAGUCGCAGGUGAACAGAUUUGUCAAAUUACUGGUCGGCACGCUGGACGAAGCCGCGUCGGACGUACAUAACACCAGAAUGCACGUGAGAGCGCCUAAAAAGUAUCCGACUCCGUAUGGUGGACGAUUGGUUUGGACUCUUCCCGGCAAAACGAAAAUGAUCGCUCAUCUGAAGGAUAAGAGCAAGAUUCGACACAGGAAGCGAUGGAGUCAGGUAAUGUACAUGUACUACUUGCUUGGACAUCGACUAAUGGAAUUACCGAUCAGCGUUGAUCGCAAGGAAGUCAUCGCCGAAAAUACAUUUUUGUUAACGCUUGACGGCGAUAUCGAUUUUCAACCGGCGGCAGUAAAGCUUCUCGUGGAUCUGAUGAAAAAGAAUAAGAAUCUAGGCGCUGCGUGCGGUCGUAUUCAUCCAGUCGGCUCCGGACCAAUGGUGUGGUAUCAAAUGUUCGAGUACGCGAUCGGUCACUGGCUGCAAAAAGCCACCGAGCACAUGAUCGGCUGCGUGCUUUGCAGUCCCGGCUGUUUCUCGCUGUUUCGUGGUAAAGCUCUGAUGGACGACAACGUUAUGAAGAAAUACACGACCAGAUCUGACGAAGCGAGGCACUAUGUGCAGUACGAUCAGGGCGAGGAUCGUUGGCUGUGCACGUUGCUGUUACAACGAGGAUACAGGGUGGAAUAUUCGGCCGCAAGCGAUGCUUAUACCCAUGCGCCGGAAGGAUUCAACGAGUUCUACAACCAACGACGCCGCUGGGUGCCUUCCACCAUCGCGAAUAUCAUGGACUUAUUGAUGGACGCAAAACGCACGAUCAAGAUAAACGACAAUAUCUCGCUGCUUUACAUCUCAUAUCAAAUCUUGCUGAUGGGCGGUACGAUUCUGGGACCUGGCACGAUCUUCCUCAUGUUGGUGGGUGCGUUUGUGGCAGCCUUCAAAAUCGAUAACUGGACGAGUUUUUACUAUAACAUCAUUCCUAUCUUGCUCUUCAUGAUCAUCUGCUUCACAUGUAAAGCGAAUAUGCAGGUGAUAGUGGCAGCGGUGAUCAGCACCAUGUACGGCAUCGUGAUGACCGCGGUGAUCGUCGCGUUCGCGAUCAACAUCGUGAAAGAGAGCCUGGUGUCGCCGAGCGCGCUGUUCCUGUUCCUCGUGAUGAGCGAGAUCGCGUUUACGGGUAUUCUGCAUCCAUACGAAAUCGGUUGCCUGCUGCACGGUCUGAUCUAUUAUCUGGCGGUGCCCUCGAUGUACGUGCUACUAAUCAUAUACUCACUCUGCAAUCUCAACAACAUCUCAUGGGGCACGCGGGAAAUUAAGACGAAGAAGACCCGCGCGGAACUCGAACAAGAGAAGCGGGAGGCGGAAGAAGCGAAGCGCAAGGCCAAGCAGAAGUCUUUGCUGGGCUUCCUACAGAACGGCGCGGGCACCAAUGACGACGAUCAAGGCUCUAUUGAGAUAUCGCUAGCUGGCUUGUUUAAGUGUUUGCUUUGUACCCAUGGCAAACCGUCCGCUGAGAAGCAGCAGCUCGUGGCGAUUGCGGAAUCACUCGAACAGCUCGGCAAAAGGCUCGAAACUAUCGAGAGAGCGGUGGAUCCACAUAGUCACGGAAGAAGAAGAGCCUCAUCCGCAGGUUCACGCACCGCCGAUCCUCUAGGAGCGAUCGGUGAGGAUCCGGCUGAAAACGAAGACGCUAGCGAUACUGAUACGGUGACCAGUCAGAAUAGCGAAGGUAAUCGCGAUGGAAGCAAUUUUCUUACUCGGCCCUAUUGGUUAAGUGACGACGGCCUGAAGAAGGGCGAGGUGGACGUGCUCUCGCUUCAGGAAGAACAAUUCUGGAAGGACCUGCUUGAGAAGUAUCUCUAUCCAAUCGACGAGGACAAGACAGAGAAGGCACGAGUCGCCAAAGAUCUAAAGGACCUACGCGACCAGAGCGUCUUUGCGUUCUUUAUGAUGAACGCUCUCUUCGUCCUGAUCGUCUUUCUGCUGCAAUUGAACAAAGACUUGUUGCACAUCAAGUGGCCAUUCGGUAUCAAGACAAACGUCACGUUUAACGCUGAAUCAAUGGAGGUACACAUCACGAAGGAGUACUUGCAACUCGAACCGAUUGGUCUCGUGUUCGUCUUCUUCUUCGCGCUGAUAUUGGUCAUACAAUUCACCGCAAUGUUGUUCCAUCGAUUCGGCACGCUGGCCCACAUUCUGGCCAGUACUAGCUUAGAUUGUUGCAAGAAGACGAACGAACUCUCCGAGGAAGCUUUGCUAUCGAAACACGCAGUCGAAAUAGUGAGGGAUCUGCAGAGACUGGAAGGAAUAGAAGGCGACUACGAGGAGGGCAGCGGUAGCGGGCCCGGUAGACGAAAAACGAUCAGAAAUCUGGAGAAGAGCCGCAGAAAGACGCAGGCGAUCAACACACUCGAUGUGGCCUUUAGACAGCGAUUCUUCAGCAUGAGCGAAGGCGCAGGUUUGCCGAGAAACAUGUCGACGCGACGCACAACGGAGGCGUUUAAGGCGUUCGAGGGCAGACGUAAUAGUAUUAUGGCAAUGCGCCGGAAGUCGCAGAUGCAGACUCUGGGCGCGAACAACAUCUACGGUGUGGCCGGCAAUCCUCUGGGGAUCCAGGGUCGGCCGUCCCGCAGCAGUCAAAUAUCCGUGAAGGAUGUGUUUGAGGGGCACGGACCGACGGCAGGGCAUGUGAACGCUGCUUACGAGGGCGACGACAGUCCCGGUAACAGUCUGCGGCUGCAGAAUCUCGGGAGCAGCCAAGUUACGUGGCGGGAAGCCAAUUCCAAUGUGUGAUUCCACUCCUUCCCUAUAUUUUAACAAAGAACCUGGUGAAUUAAUUGUAUUAUUGAGGAACUUAUCUCUGAAUCGUCUUCCAAGUAUUUAAAAAAAAUAGGGAUUAAUUAUCACGUGCUUUUUGUGAUUUUUUUUUAACAGAUACCAGUGAAUAGCAAGAAUCGACAAUCAUCAUAUUCACGCUAUUCGAUCUGUUUGCUGUUUUGUUGAUUGGAAUAUACUGAAAACUGUCUGAUCUAAAAAGUAAUGCUUUAAAAAUGUUUCUUCAUUGAGCUCCAUUUUUUACAGAUAUCGAUGUAAAAGUAUUUGGAAAUAAGCUCUUCAGCUUAUUAAAUAAUCAAGCAAAUUUAUGCGGUUUUUAAUAUUAACAGUUGUAAUACUUUUAUACCUAGAUACUAACUAUAUCACAAAUGUAAUUUUUGUAAACAAAUUUUUCAAUCCGCAUAAAUUAGAUUGAUUAUCUAAUAAUUGCAUCAUUGCUAACAAAGCCUGAUCGUGUUCCCUUACAUGGUUCUGCAUACUUUUCAUCCAUUUUUCUUUUUCUUUUGUUUUCAGCACGUUCAUUAUCUUCAUCAUUUUUAUCGCAUUUUUUAUUAUCUGAAAUUCAUAAAGAAAUACAUAUUAUAUCGUAUUAUUGUGUUACAAUAGGUCUAUCAUUUUUUCCGUUCUGCAUUACUGUACUUUUUGCAUACGUACUUUAUUUACUUUUUUCUCUCUUUAUUUAAGUCUUAAAUAUAAAUCUAGGUAUAUAUUUUUACUUUUAUUUUAUCUGAAAUGUAAAAAGUUUAAUGUAAUGCAGUUAUAAGGAAUAGACCUGACUUUCGUCUUGUUACUGCCAAUAAAUCGGCAGUCAUUGCGAUGAUUACGCUUACUCGCUCUGUUUUUUUUAUGCGUAUGUGAUAAGGUAAAUAUUUAAAAUAAGAGUUGAGUAUGAGUGCUUGAAAGUAUGUAAAUUGCACGUGAAUGCACUUGAGAAUUGUAUGCAUAUAAUAAUGAUAACAAUAAUAAUAAUAAUAAUAAUAAUAAUGUCACGUAUGUUGUGAAACUUUAA